AUGCUCAGAGCUUUUUAUCCGCUAGACAGCUCGGGGGGGGCAGGUCGCGAGAUCAAACCACCUUCGGAGUGGAAAGACCAGACCGGACCGUGGUUGGAGAAGCUGGUUGAUAACUGCGCCGGCCGCGCCCAGAUAUGGAUGUACGAAUCAACAAAAGACUCUCGCAAUGGGCCUGUCGUCCAGCAACUCGCCGAUCAAGGUAAAGAGCUUCUCGACUGUCUUCACACGCUCUGCUCUCGUAAUAAAGGAUCUCCUUCGCCACCUAGGGCUUCGGGGUCAAAUUCUCCUCCACGACAGGGUGCAGCGGCCCAGCCUUUCAGUUCGAGGGCCUCGACAGGUAGGAGAAGGCCCCUCCUCUUCAUCUGCCACAGCCUCGGCGGCAUCAUCUUGAAAUGGGUACGUAGCCCUCUUCAACUCCAUGGCCGGCCUAGGAAGGAGAGGGCACUGACACGGGAUAAGGCAUUGUCACUAACUAAGGGCCAUGUCUUCAGACAUCUCGAUGUUGUCGAGGUCAUAUCUGGUAUUGUGUUUCUGGGAACGCCACACUUACCCUCGACCAUCGCCGCGAGUCCGAACCUGGUGGAAUCAAUCUUGAAGCUUCAUCAGAGGGGCUCUCCGCGAAAGGAUGCCGUCGCGGCCAACGAUAACAGUGUCUUGGCGAGGUGUUGUUACGACUUUGAGCUACUCGGAAUGCAAGUGCCGAUUGUCUCUGCCUACGAAACGGUGGAGUCGCGUGUCCGUUUUGGAAUGUUCAAAGUCGUACCCACUUUGAUCGUCUCUAAAGAACGUUGCGUUGUCGGGUCACAGCAAGAGGUUGUCAUUGCCGCUAACCAGGAUCAUGAACACAUUUGCAACGUUCCAGUACAGAGCAGCCUUUAUAAGGCCAUCGAGAAGGCCUGGCAGCGUGCACUGGACGAAGCCCCCGGCUUGAUAUACAAGAAAUUCUAUACCAGCACUCGCGACGGAGGCGAGAUGGACACUCUCCGGAGUCUCACCACUGAUAACGGGCAGAACCGGGUACAACUGAUCCCAACGGUACAGGGAGCAGCGACGGCUUCCUUGGGUUUAUCCCAGAUGAGUUCAACCAGGGAAGCAACCUACGGCUCGUCAAUCAACCCAAACCAGAGGACCGACAAGGCCAUCACGACUUUCGAAGUCGUCAAGAAAAACCCUAGCCUUCCUUGCUUCUCUAUGCAAGUUCACAAACGAAAAAGUGAUUUCUUUGGGAGACAAGAUAUCCUCGACCUGAUAGACGAGACCCUUCUUCCUGACCAACAGGAAGGCAUCGAUACUGGCCCAUCUUCUGUUCGUUCGUUCGCACUCUGUGGCAUGGGCGGCAUCGGCAAGACGGAGAUCGCAGUCGAGUAUGCCUACGCAAGACAGUCCAAGUAUGAUGCUAUCUUCUUCGUGACUGCGGACGGAAAAACCAUCCUCUCCGAGCAAUUUGCGCGUAUUGCGACAGUACUCAACAUUGAAGAUCAGAGCAAUACCAAAGACCUCACGGUCUCUUGCGAGAUUGUCAAAGGGUGGCUGUCAAAUCCUGUUCGGUCGUACGAUGUUGCCGCUUCGGCCGAGAACGAGGCCUCCUGGCUCCUCAUAUUCGACAACGCCGACGACCCAUCUGUUCUAGAGGACUUUUGGCCCUCCACCGGCUCGGGCUCUGUGCUCAUUACGAGUCGCGACUCAGUUGCAAAAAACCAAAUCUUCACAGCCAACAAGGGUAUCGAUCUUCAGCCUUUCUCGCCACCCGACGCCGUUCGUUUUCUGGACACCCUCGCCCAGAAGAUUCCUAACGCUGGGCAGGUUGAGGACGCAGCCGAGGUGGCAGAUCGGCUUGGCGGCCUGCCGCUCCUCAUCACUCAAAUGGCCGGUGUCAUGGCCCGGCUGCGGCUGUCCUACUCCGAUUGUCUAGCCCUCCUCGAUGACAGCGGCAUCGAGCAGAUCGGUUCCACGGGGAUGAUCAUGUCGACGCCGGAGCAAGUAUAUUCGGUUUCUUCUAAGCUAGGCUUUGACAGCCUCGCACCCAACAGCCUCGGCCUACUCUGUCUCAUCUCCAUGCUCGACCCGGAUCGCAUCCCGGAGGCCAUUGUAAAGAGUGCUUGCUCCAACGCUUCACUAGAGGAUUUCCCACAAGGCUUGGCCGCCUACUUCCGGGCGAGGGCACAGCUCCUUCAGACGUCGCUCAUCAAUCAGAACCCGGAGACGGGUGAUAUUUGGGUUCACCGUAUUGUUCAAAAAGUGGCAAGAGCGAAGCUGGAAUCUCGCCGAUUAAUCGAAAUAUACAACGUAGCUAUUCAAGCCGCCUCGUCUGUGUGGCCAUUCACCAAUCUGGAGAAUCGAUUCACCACCGCCCGAUACAAGCUCUGCGCCCCUUUAUUUCCGAGCAUUGUGCGUCUAAGGAACGCCUAUGAAUUCAUUUCGUCGCUAGAAUCGUUCCGCCACGAGUUGCCCACCGCGAAGCUUUUCGGCGAUACCGGAUGGUACCGAUUUGAGCGAGGAUUUCAAGAAGAGUCGAAGGAGUGGUUUACUCUGGUGCACAAUAUUUGUUGUGGACUAGAGGAUAGAGUUUCGGAAGAGGCUCUAUACAUGAUCCGAGACACUCAUCACAACCUAGGCACUGCUGCCGGCGAGACGAACGACGUGAAAAGCUUCCUCCAACACGUGGCCGUAUGGCUCGAGAUGCUGAAACAAAGAAAGACAGCAGACGGUGACAUCGUCGUUGACUACGAACUCGCCAUGGGCUACAACGAAACAGGAGUCGCGCACGGCAUGGACGGCCAGUACGAAGUGGCUCUUGACUACUUCUCGAAGGCCGUUGAGACAUACCAGGCCCUACCACACUACGAGGAGACGAUGCUUGGGUGGUCCGCGUCUAACAUUGGGCUUAUGUAUUGGGUUAUGGGCAACUAUGAGGACGCAGAGCGUGCCCUGCUCGAGAUUAUCGACAUUUUUGCUUCGCACAACGGAGUUGACGACACGCUCUCAUUCAAGACUGGAAAGAUGUUGUAUGCUCUGGGGAACGUGUACGUCAGUCAAGAAAUGUUCCAGCAAGGUCUCGAGUUACACAAUCGUUGCCUGAAACAGUAUCGUGCGACGCUCGGUGAUAGUCAUCAUCGAAUUGGGGACAUUUGUCACCGACUGUCUGACGACAAUCUCUACUUUGGGAAUUAUGCAGAAGCCCAGGCCAGAGUCCUCAUCAACCAAGCUCUGAAAGUGUUCAGCGGACGCCGUCAAUACCGACAAGAGCUUGCCCGGUCAACCUACAAAGCGUCGCAGGUAUCUCGAGCCAUGGGGAAUAAUAGCAAGGCUGAGGCAGAGCUUCAAGAAGCUUUUCAGCUGCGUCGUGCGCUUUUACCAGGGGAUCGCCGGGGCAAUGAUGAACUAACUGAGGCAGAUUUUGACAACCUUGUUGUCUUUUGGUCUCGAUGA
Messenger RNA from Beauveria bassiana ARSEF 2860, 3429 nucleotides. RefSeq names its product tetratricopeptide repeat domain-containing protein. Lineage: Eukaryota; Fungi; Ascomycota; Sordariomycetes; Hypocreales; Cordycipitaceae. Gene Ontology annotation, molecular function: ADP binding; protein binding. The transcript is spliced from 7 exons. The coding region runs from base 1 to 3429 and encodes 1142 amino acids. The record is from RefSeq and is a predicted model, not a curated record.